This is a messenger RNA of Bombus pyrosoma, 406 nucleotides long. RefSeq lists its product as uncharacterized. Bases 2 to 388 code for a protein of 128 amino acids. The transcript has a single exon. The record is from RefSeq and is a predicted model, not a curated record. NCBI's taxonomy places the organism in Eukaryota, Metazoa, Arthropoda, Insecta, Hymenoptera, Apidae.
AAUGAAGAAAACAUGCAGCGUGGGAGAAAGAAUAUUCAAACAGGAUUACAAGAGGAGAAUGAAGAUGUUUGGAGCAUUGGUAGAGAGCGUGGCGCUGUUUGGAGCAGAGGUAUGGGGCUGGAACAUGGAAGAAAGGUUAGAUAGGAUAAAAAGAGGGUACGUGAAAUGGAUCUUAGGUUUAGAUAGGACAACACCAAACUACAUACUGACAGAAGAGUGCAAGCUAGAAGAAAUCAAGGAAAGAGCAGUAAAAAGAGCAGCAAGGUACGAGGAGAGAACCCUAGAAUCGAAAAAGGAACUGGUAAAAGAGUGCAUAAAGGAAAGAGAGAGAGAAACUGAGGAAAUGGCCAGGAAGGGAAAAGAGCAAGAAAGAGAAAGAAGGGACUAGAAGAGGUGAAAAAUUGAG